Betta splendens (Siamese fighting fish) is the source of this 3602-nucleotide messenger RNA. RefSeq names its product prolactin releasing hormone 2 receptor (gene prlh2r). Gene Ontology annotation, molecular function: neuropeptide binding; neuropeptide Y receptor activity. The record is from RefSeq and is a predicted model, not a curated record. Gene Ontology annotation, cellular component: plasma membrane; neuron projection. Bases 555 to 1703 code for a protein of 382 amino acids. Lineage: Eukaryota; Metazoa; Chordata; Actinopteri; Anabantiformes; Osphronemidae. The transcript has 2 exons. Gene Ontology annotation, biological process: G protein-coupled receptor signaling pathway.
CUUUGAUGCUGCCAGGGCAUUAAAACUGCUCCAUUCACUGCAGGAGCCAAACACAUUAAAUCUUUAUGUUUUACUACGUUUUGCAAAUCCAAGUCGAGCGUCCUCCUGCUCGUUGCUGCUGUGGCUUUUGUUAAUGAAACAAAUUAUUGAAGUCACGGUUAAUGGAAACGCUCAAAGCUUUUCUUCAGGUCCAUAACAUGUGAUUGCAGAGUUCAGGUUGCCUGAUGACAUCGCUGUCAGAGGGUCUGUGGACGCGGAUGAUUGCUGGUUAUAACAAAACAAACGAUGCUGCAGACGUGUUGUUGUUGAGGGGCAUCUUCACUUCUUGCUUUAGCCUUUUAUUGAGAUUUAGUGACUCAGAUGUUUGAGGGUGGUCACUAAUUGGCCUCCUGACGUGACUCAUUGUUUAAAAACCUAUAAUCAUGUUAAUAUCACGUUCGUCUCAAACCAAGUGGACGUCAAAGUGCACCUCUGCGUUGGCAAUAAACGCUUGAAACCAUGCAGAGCGCCAGCUCCCUCACAACAGCUAAUUACUGGCUCUGGCUUCUGCAGCCAUGGACUGGGAGAAGCCGAUGAACCAGCCCGGGGCCAACGCCUCCUCCCCCUCCCCCUCCCCCGCCUCCUUCCCCGGCCUGGAGCUCCUCUUGGACCUGAGGCCCGUCUUCAUCCCCCUCUACACCGCCGUGGUCCUGGUCGCCUGCUCCGGCAACGUCCUCCUGCUGUUCCUCAUCUGGCACAAGAAGAAGAGACACAACACCACCAACUUCCUGCUCAGCAACCUGGCGCUGGUGGACCUGGUCAUGUGCGUCCUCUGCGUCCCCUUGACGGCCUCGUACGCGUUCGACCGGCGCGGCUGGGUCUUCGGGCCCCACCUGUGCCACCUGGUGAGCGUCAUGCAGUCGGCGGCCGUCUUCGCCGCCGUCCUCUCCCUCAUGGCCAUCGCCGUGGACCGCUACGUAGUCGUGGCCCAUCCCAUCCGCAGGAGGGGCGGCUGCCAGUUCUGCUGGGCCCUGGUGCUGCUGAUCUGGCUGUCGGCGCUGGCCCUGGCCACGCCCACAGCGCUGCACACCGUCUACCUGGACCUGCGGGCCGCGGGCCUGCAGAUGGCCGUGUGCGAGGAGUUCUGGGACGGCCAGGAGCGCGCCCGCCUCGUUUACUCCUCCUUCAUCCUCGUCUUCUCCUACUUCGUCCCGCUCGGCGCCGUCUCCGUUUCCUACUGUGCUAUAUCCUACAAACUAAAGCAGAGGACCAUGUCCAGCCUGAUGGCGUGUCCGGAGCUGAGGUCCGCUCGAGCCGCGUGGAGCAGACGGAGGAGGAGGACGUUCUGCCUCCUGCUGGUGUCGGUGCUGUGCUUUGCUUUCUCCUGGCUCCCGUUACAGGUGGUGAAUCUGAUCCACGACCUGGACACGGACUUCUCCAUCUUGGGGAAGGACUAUAUAAACGUCAUCCAGGUGUCGAGCCACCUGUUCGCAAUGAGCUCCGCCUGCUACAACCCCUUCAUUUACGCCUCACUGCACAACAAGCUGCUGUCCUACAUGUGCCACCGCUUCCUGUCCUGGAGGAGGGACAGAGGAAAGGACGGGGGUCAAGGGUCGAGCAUCCUCACCAGAACCCACAGACUGACGCGCCAUCGCACCUCCGCCGCAGCGUUACCGGGCGCCGCUGUGAACGUGAACGUGGUUCUGCACGACAGCUACGCUUAAGUAGCAGUAAAACGCAGGCCGGAUCUCGACGGGGCCGGUGGAGUCAGUGUCUCAGAGCUUUUGGGCUCAGACUGAUGGUCUGAGACCCCCGUGGGGGGGGGGCAGGUUUUUAGGCCUUUUCCUAUUAGUGUGAUACUGUCGUCAUAACAAGCUGAAGCUGAACUACACAGAUGCUAAUGCUUCAUAGCACUAAGACACAGGCUUCAUUCUAGUUCAUUCAUUGUAAAUAGACCAGGCUGGAAUAGAUUGCAUGUCGCGAUGAUGCUAAAAACACACAGAAAGGCUGCUUAGACCUGGGGCCGGGGCCUCGAGGGGCUGCUGGUGUGACCAUAUGAAUCUUGUCGCCAUUCGUAAUGAAAAGAGAAUUUAAAGCUGAACGCAGCCACACUCAGGAAAAACAAUCAAAAUGUGAAGCAGCACACGGCUCGGUGAGGAUUUAUACAGCGAUAAAAAUCCAGACUGCUGUGGGAAGAAUGAAGUAUUUGUUUAAUUAUCUAUUUUUUACAUAUUUAUGAGCUUUCGGCUGUGAUUUUAUUUAAUAUGCAGAGAUAUAAUUGGGUUCUUGUUCCUGGUGUUAAUAGUAUUUACAGAAUGCAUCCAGUGCUUUAAUGUUACCAUUAUUAGUGUAACUGCACGUGUGUAACAUGUAAAUGUGCUUCAUCUGUUUUUCUCGCUCCACUGAUUUCAUGGAGGACGGAACACGAACGUGCAGAGUUUCUGCGCUGUCUGUCGCUCCGUUCAGCCACAAGCAUCUAAACGCCUUCUACACUUCACUGCUGCAGCGGUGACAUUUGACGAACAUUUGAUUAAACAGGUUCCGUUCGCAAAAAAAAAAAAACACCUGUCGCGUGUUUAAAUGUCAACAUGUAGGUGGUGAUCGUGUGAAAUGAGUUAUUUUGUUCAUCAGGACGCAACUGAGCAAACGUUUAAGAAUAUGGAAAUAAACAGUGUUUAUAAAAGCAUCAUUUAAAACCUGUUAAACAUAAAUCACCUCAGUGACUGUAAGUCUGUGCUAUAUUUUAAAUAUACCAAUAUUUGCAGAAACAGCUGCUUUCGGUCCUUCUUGAAGCUGUGACUCUAAUAAAUGUCACUGUUCUAAGUUUGGAAACUGCACCACUUGGUGUUACUACUAUCAGUGAUCGUAUCAGAACGGCUCAGAGCAGCUCCACAGAAAAUGACUCACACCAACCUGAACAAAAGCAGAGAAAUGAGCAAUCUCACGAGCGACGCUCCAGCGGAGGCUGAAGUUGGAUCAAGUCUAAUAUGCCAAAUAAAAUGUAAGCCAGGAAAAACACUCACAAUAGUUAUAAUAUAGUUUACAAGCUAUAAGUUGAAAUUUAUAUUUGAGAAAGAUUAGAUUUUUAGAAAAAAAAAAAAACUUUAAAAUGCCAAGUGGAGUCUUUGUCCAUUAGGUUUGUAAAAGAAACACACAAAAAAAGUUUAAUCUCACAAAAACAAGUCGAACCCAAACAGGAUGUGGGUUUAGACGCUGCUCGUACGACCGGAACUAGACCUCAUUUACAGAUAAACAUAUAAGUGAGGGAUGACUGUGAAGCAGGUGGUGGAGGUGGGAAUGAGCUGCAGUGUGAAUAUGUGAGUUUACAAUAGAAGACAAGGGGACGCUGCUGAAUGUCGUAUCGAGGGAGAAUCUGUCACUUCUGCCAACAGGAACACGAAAUCAUUUACAUCAUCACACGCUUCUAUUUAUAAGGACGUCGUCGUCAUGGUCGACAACAACUAGUUUAAAUGGGUCUUAAGGAGCAAAUGUUCAUGAUGUUCUUAUGGAAUAUGAGGAGAUGCUACUUGCAAAUAUAUGUUAUGAAAUGACAGUGCUGUUCUGUCUCAUUGUCUGAAGAGGCAUUUUCAGGUUUUACCCGGUUUAUAAAUAAAACCGAACAA